AUGCUCCAUGAAUACCUCUCCAGAUGUGGUAUGAUGCAAGAAAAGCUCAGCAAAGAGGAAUUUAGAAACGGUACUCCGUCUAAAUUAGUAAAUGCCUGGAAGGCUGACCUUUUUCACCAUCUCCAUGGCCGAUCCAAGUAUUUAAGAGAAAGACAAGGCCCCAUAGCACAACAACAACAGAAGCAGAGACUUUAUACAGCCGAUUCCUGCCCCAAAUUGCUCUCCUUUGUAGAAGAGCUUUACGCGACCUCUGCAUUGCGCAUCAAUCCAACUUGCUGCAAGGCAUGUAACAACUCUAAUGAUGAAAAGCAUCAAAUGAAGCCCAAGAUGAAAAGUGAAGGAUCUAAACAUUUAUUGCAGAGGUGUUGA
Molecule: messenger RNA, 369 nt
Organism: Striga asiatica
Lineage: Eukaryota; Viridiplantae; Streptophyta; Magnoliopsida; Lamiales; Orobanchaceae
Source: the annotation of a GenBank genome assembly